GAAAAAAAAGUCCCAAUUGUCUAAACCUUAAACCCGCCCUCCGACGCAGAUUCGCGCAUCGCCAACCUCUUCCGAUCAGCACCGGUUCGUCGUCCACUUUCUGCUCUAUUAAAUAUACCAGCCAACCUACCACUUUCUACAAAUCAUCUACAGAUCUUCUGAUUACAUGGGAAACCUGAUGUCUGCAAGCUUUGCCCCCGAGUGUAACGAAGUCAAGACGAAGUACGACAACUGCUUUAACGAGUGGUAUAGUGAAAAGUUCUUGAAGGGGAAAGGAGCUAUCAACCCAUGCGAAGAACUUUACGAAGACUACAAAGCCUGCCUCGGUACAGCUCUGACCGCGCGGGGAAUCAAAAACAUGCUCGACAAGGCCCGCGAAGAUGCCCCGUUCGAAGUCGGUGGCCGGACGCAGGAAGAACUGAAUGAGGAGUUCAACAAGCCUGAAAAGAAGUGAUUGCCUCUCAAAUCUUUCUUCUUUUGUAAAUACUAUCUAUACUGUAAUAUAUCAAACUAAUCUACAACUCUUCUU
Molecule: messenger RNA, 529 nt
Organism: Myxozyma melibiosi
Lineage: Eukaryota; Fungi; Ascomycota; Lipomycetes; Lipomycetales; Lipomycetaceae
Product: putative mitochondrial distribution and morphology protein
Exons: 4
Coding region: 167-454 (95 amino acids)
Biological process (GO): phospholipid translocation
Cellular component (GO): mitochondrial intermembrane space; cytosol; nucleus
Molecular function (GO): phosphatidic acid transfer activity
Source: RefSeq, a predicted model, not a curated record